AGCCGCGUCCUCCGUCGCUUCCCUCUUCUCACCCCAGCUCCUGCGUCUCCGCACCGACAGCCGCUGGGGCCGGAGCGCGGUCGGAGCCGGAGCCGCUGAUCUACGGAACCAUGGAGGCCUAAGCCGGCGUGCACACCCGGGCCCCUGUGCGCCCGCGCUCCCGCUUCCUUGCUGCCUGCCCGCCGCGGCUGGAAGCGGAGUCCGCGCCGCUGACACAGGUUCUCUUGUGGAAAUGCCCAUGUGAGGACGAGCUGCCUACCACGUAGAAGAUGGGAUCGAACAGCAGCAAGAUCAGUGAUCUUCCUAAAAACGAGUACUUAAAAAAGCUGUCAGGCCCCGAGUCGAUCUCUGAGAACGACCCCUUCUGGAAUCAGCUCUUCUCAUUCUCUUUCCCUGCACCAACCAGCAGUACUGAGUUGAAGCUGUUGGAAGAGGCAACCAUUUCAGUUUGCAAGUCUUUGGUUGAAAACAACCCUCGAACAGGAAAUCUUGCUGCGCUAACUAAGGUCUUCCUUUCUAGAACCAGAGAGCUCAGGCUUUCGGCGGAGUGUCAGAACCACAUCUUCAUUUGGCAGACGCACAAUGCUUUGUUUAUUAUUUGCUGCUUGCUGAAAGUGUUCAUCUGCGAGCUGUCUGAGGAGGAGCUGCAGCUUCACUUUACGUAUGAAGACAAGUCCCCUGGCAGUUACAGUUCUGACUCUGAAGAUCUUUUGGAAGAAUUACUCUGCAGCUUGAUACAGUUAAUCACUGAUACUCCACUCUUGGAUAUUACAUAUGAGAUAUCAGUGGAGGCCGUCUCAGCAAUGGUCGUCUUCCUUUCCUGCCAGCUCUUCCACAAGGAGGUUCUGCGGCAGAGCAUCAGUCACAAGUACCUGAUGCAAGGUCCAUGUCUUCCCUACACCAGCAAACUUGUGAAAACCUUAUUGUAUAACUUUAUCAGACAAGAAAAGCCACCUCCUCCCGGAACCCACGUCUUCCCUCAGCAGUCGGAUGGGGGAGGCCUGCUGUAUGGACUGGCGUCAGGAGUAGCAACUGGUCUCUGGACUGUCUUCACACUAGGCGGGGCAGGCAGCAAAGCUGCCUCUCCUGAACUUACUUCCCCUCUGGCCAACCAGAGUCUCCUGCUGCUGCUGGUGCUGGUGAACCUGACGGAUGCCCCAGACAUACCAAACCCCUACCGACAAGCUGUCACAUCAUUUAAGAACACACAAGACAGCAGUCCGUUCCCAUCAUCAGUUCCACAUACCUUCCAGAUUAACUUUAACAGUUUGUACACAGCGCUGUGUGAACAGCAGACGUCUGAUCAGGCAACGCUCCUCCUGUACACUCUGCUCCAUCAGAACAGCAACGUCAGGACCUAUAUGCUGGCCCGAACAGAUAUGGAAAAUCUUGUUUUACCAAUUCUUGAGAUUCUGUAUCAUGUUGAGGAAAGAAACUCACACCAUGUCUAUAUGGCCCUUAUAAUCCUGUUGAUCCUUACAGAAGACGAUGGCUUCAAUCGGUCCAUUCAUGAAGUGAUAUUAAAAAACAUUACUUGGUAUUCAGAAAGAGUCUUAACUGAGAUUUCCCUGGGGAGCCUCCUAAUUCUGGUUGUAAUAAGAACCAUCCAGUACAAUAUGACCAGGACUAGAGACAAGUACCUGCACACAAAUUGCCUGGCAGCUUUAGCAAACAUGUCUGCACAGUUUCGUUCCCUCCACCAGUAUGCUGCCCAGAGGAUCAUCAGUUUGUUUUCUUUGCUGUCUAAAAAACACAACAAGGUUCUGGAGCAAGCCACGCAGUCCUUGAGAGGUUCCCUGAGCUCCAACGAUGUCCCUCUCCCAGAUUAUGCCCAGGACCUCAGUGUCAUUGAAGAAGUGAUUCGGAUGAUGCUGGAGAUCAUCAACUCCUGCCUGACGAAUUCUCUGCACCACAACCCAAACUUGGUAUACGCCUUGCUUUACAAACGGGACCUCUUUGAACAAUUCCGAACUCAUCCCUCAUUCCAAGACAUAAUGCAAAACAUUGACCUGGUGAUCUCCUUCUUUAGCUCAAGACUGCUACAAGCUGGAGCUGAGCUGUCAGUGGAAAGGGUCUUGGAAAUCAUUAAACAAGGCGUUGUGGCGCUGCCCAAAGACAGACUGAAGAAAUUUCCAGAACUAAAGUUCAAAUAUGUGGAGGAGGAGCGGCCUGAGGAGUUCUUCACCCCGUACGUCUGGUCUCUGGUCUACAGCUCGGCAGUGGGCCUGUACUGGAACCCGCAGGACAUCCAGCUCUUUGCUAUGGACUCAGACUGAAGCAGGACACAGCCACGCCCACCCCCAGCCCAGCAGCUAGUUACUUCAUGACCAGGAGCAGAAGGAGACAGACUACACACCCGCUGUGCCUUCUGCCACAGAGGGUCACACAAGCGUGUUUCCCUCACACACUGUGACUGUUGGGAGAGUGUGCCAGUUAGCAGUAGUUCACUCAGCCUUGACUGUACUACAAGGGCGAGACAACAAUAAACGGGAAACAUGCUAUUCACCAUGUGACUUCUUUUUAAAUUCCUCAACCCCAAAACUAGAGCUGUCCCAAGAUACUGUGGCCUUAGGCACAUAAUAAACACAUCAACAAUGUAUACCA
Messenger RNA from Grammomys surdaster, 2604 nucleotides. It is a transcript of the gene Dym, whose product is annotated as dymeclin. The record is from RefSeq and is a predicted model, not a curated record. Gene Ontology annotation, cellular component: Golgi apparatus. Gene Ontology annotation, biological process: Golgi organization. The coding region runs from base 270 to 2276 and encodes 668 amino acids. The transcript has 17 exons. Lineage: Eukaryota; Metazoa; Chordata; Mammalia; Rodentia; Muridae.